Molecule: messenger RNA, 6669 nt
Organism: Saccharomyces cerevisiae S288C
Lineage: Eukaryota; Fungi; Ascomycota; Saccharomycetes; Saccharomycetales; Saccharomycetaceae
Gene: POL2
Product: DNA polymerase epsilon catalytic subunit
Exons: 1
Coding region: 1-6669 (2222 amino acids)
Biological process (GO): DNA replication; DNA repair
Cellular component (GO): nucleus; epsilon DNA polymerase complex
Molecular function (GO): DNA binding; zinc ion binding; nucleotide binding
Source: RefSeq, marked reviewed
AUGAUGUUUGGCAAGAAAAAAAACAACGGAGGAUCUUCCACUGCAAGAUAUUCAGCUGGCAACAAGUACAACACACUCUCAAAUAAUUAUGCGCUUAGCGCGCAACAGCUCUUAAAUGCUAGUAAGAUCGAUGACAUCGAUUCGAUGAUGGGAUUUGAAAGAUACGUACCGCCGCAAUACAAUGGCAGGUUUGAUGCGAAGGAUAUAGAUCAGAUUCCAGGCCGCGUAGGGUGGCUGACGAACAUGCACGCAACGCUGGUCUCUCAGGAAACCUUAUCCAGUGGUAGUAAUGGCGGCGGCAAUUCGAAUGACGGAGAACGUGUAACGACCAACCAAGGUAUUUCCGGAGUUGACUUCUACUUUUUAGAUGAAGAGGGUGGGAGCUUCAAGUCGACAGUUGUCUAUGACCCAUACUUCUUUAUUGCGUGUAACGAUGAAUCAAGAGUAAAUGAUGUGGAGGAACUAGUGAAAAAAUAUCUGGAAUCUUGUCUCAAAAGCUUACAAAUCAUUAGAAAGGAAGAUCUUACCAUGGACAAUCACCUUUUAGGGCUGCAGAAGACACUUAUUAAGUUAUCAUUUGUAAAUUCCAAUCAGUUAUUCGAGGCCAGGAAACUCCUGAGGCCAAUCUUGCAGGAUAAUGCCAAUAAUAAUGUGCAAAGAAAUAUAUAUAACGUUGCUGCAAAUGGCUCGGAAAAAGUUGACGCCAAACAUCUGAUCGAAGAUAUCAGGGAAUAUGAUGUGCCGUAUCAUGUCCGAGUAUCUAUAGACAAGGACAUUAGAGUCGGUAAAUGGUAUAAGGUAACUCAACAGGGAUUCAUUGAAGAUACUAGGAAAAUUGCAUUUGCCGACCCUGUGGUAAUGGCAUUUGAUAUAGAAACCACGAAGCCGCCUUUAAAAUUCCCGGAUUCCGCCGUAGAUCAAAUAAUGAUGAUUUCGUAUAUGAUCGAUGGGGAAGGUUUUUUGAUAACAAAUAGGGAGAUAAUCUCUGAGGAUAUUGAAGACUUUGAGUAUACACCGAAACCGGAGUAUCCUGGUUUUUUCACCAUAUUUAACGAAAACGAUGAAGUGGCGCUUCUACAAAGGUUUUUUGAACAUAUAAGAGAUGUACGACCCACUGUUAUAUCCACCUUCAAUGGUGACUUUUUCGAUUGGCCUUUUAUACAUAACAGAAGUAAGAUUCACGGCUUGGACAUGUUCGAUGAAAUUGGUUUCGCUCCAGAUGCUGAAGGUGAGUACAAGUCCUCAUACUGCUCUCACAUGGAUUGUUUCCGUUGGGUGAAGCGUGAUUCUUAUUUACCACAAGGUUCCCAGGGUUUAAAAGCUGUUACUCAAUCUAAGCUAGGUUAUAACCCAAUUGAACUGGAUCCCGAAUUAAUGACGCCGUAUGCAUUUGAAAAGCCACAGCACCUUUCCGAAUAUUCUGUUUCCGAUGCAGUCGCUACGUAUUACCUUUACAUGAAAUAUGUUCAUCCUUUUAUCUUUUCCCUUUGUACUAUUAUUCCUUUGAACCCGGAUGAAACAUUGAGAAAGGGUACCGGUACUUUGUGUGAAAUGUUGUUGAUGGUUCAAGCUUAUCAACAUAAUAUUCUUCUACCAAAUAAGCAUACAGAUCCCAUUGAGAGGUUCUAUGAUGGACAUCUUCUAGAAUCCGAGACUUACGUGGGUGGACAUGUGGAGUCAUUAGAAGCUGGUGUUUUUAGGAGUGAUUUGAAGAAUGAAUUCAAGAUAGAUCCUUCUGCCAUUGAUGAAUUAUUACAAGAAUUACCAGAAGCUUUGAAAUUUAGUGUGGAAGUUGAAAAUAAGUCCAGUGUAGAUAAAGUAACGAAUUUUGAGGAAAUAAAAAACCAGAUAACGCAGAAAUUAUUAGAGUUGAAGGAAAACAAUAUAAGAAACGAACUACCUUUGAUCUAUCAUGUAGAUGUCGCCUCUAUGUACCCAAACAUCAUGACUACAAAUAGACUACAACCAGAUAGUAUCAAAGCAGAGCGCGAUUGUGCUAGUUGCGAUUUUAAUAGACCCGGAAAAACCUGUGCAAGAAAGUUAAAAUGGGCUUGGAGAGGAGAAUUCUUUCCCAGUAAGAUGGAUGAGUAUAACAUGAUCAAGCGUGCAUUACAAAAUGAGACUUUUCCCAACAAAAACAAGUUUUCUAAAAAGAAAGUUUUGACAUUUGAUGAACUAAGUUACGCAGACCAAGUUAUCCACAUAAAAAAACGUUUAACUGAAUAUUCAAGGAAAGUUUAUCAUAGGGUUAAAGUAUCAGAAAUUGUCGAACGAGAAGCCAUUGUCUGCCAAAGAGAAAAUCCAUUCUACGUCGAUACCGUGAAAUCCUUUCGUGAUAGGCGUUACGAAUUCAAAGGUUUAGCCAAGACUUGGAAGGGAAAUCUGUCCAAAAUUGACCCAUCUGAUAAGCAUGCGAGAGACGAGGCCAAAAAGAUGAUUGUGCUUUAUGACUCAUUACAAUUAGCUCACAAAGUUAUUUUGAAUUCGUUUUAUGGGUAUGUUAUGAGGAAAGGCUCUCGUUGGUAUUCCAUGGAAAUGGCGGGGAUUACGUGUUUAACAGGUGCCACGAUCAUUCAAAUGGCGAGAGCUUUAGUAGAAAGGGUAGGAAGACCAUUAGAAUUAGAUACUGAUGGUAUUUGGUGUAUCUUACCAAAAUCUUUCCCUGAAACUUACUUUUUUACAUUAGAAAAUGGUAAAAAGCUUUAUCUCUCCUACCCAUGUUCCAUGCUGAAUUACAGAGUUCACCAAAAGUUUACGAAUCACCAAUACCAAGAAUUAAAAGACCCAUUGAACUAUAUAUAUGAGACGCACAGUGAAAACACGAUUUUUUUCGAAGUUGACGGACCAUAUAAGGCCAUGAUUUUGCCUAGUUCCAAGGAAGAAGGAAAAGGUAUAAAGAAAAGAUAUGCUGUCUUCAAUGAAGACGGCUCACUUGCUGAACUGAAAGGUUUUGAAUUGAAGAGGCGUGGUGAAUUACAACUAAUAAAAAAUUUUCAAAGUGAUAUUUUCAAGGUCUUUUUGGAAGGUGAUACAUUAGAAGGAUGUUACAGUGCUGUAGCAAGCGUAUGUAACCGUUGGUUAGAUGUUCUUGAUUCACAUGGUCUUAUGUUAGAAGAUGAAGACUUGGUCAGUUUGAUUUGUGAAAAUAGAAGUAUGUCAAAAACUUUAAAGGAAUAUGAAGGGCAAAAAUCUACUUCUAUUACGACGGCAAGGAGAUUGGGGGAUUUUUUGGGUGAAGAUAUGGUAAAAGAUAAAGGUCUACAAUGUAAAUAUAUUAUUAGUUCAAAACCUUUCAAUGCACCUGUUACUGAACGAGCCAUUCCAGUCGCAAUAUUUUCAGCGGACAUUCCCAUCAAAAGGUCUUUUCUGAGGCGAUGGACAUUAGAUCCAUCUUUGGAAGAUCUGGAUAUCAGAACCAUAAUCGAUUGGGGUUAUUAUAGAGAAAGACUUGGAUCUGCUAUACAAAAGAUAAUUACUAUUCCAGCAGCAUUACAAGGGGUUUCCAAUCCUGUUCCAAGGGUUGAACAUCCAGAUUGGCUAAAAAGAAAAAUCGCUACAAAGGAGGAUAAGUUUAAGCAGACUUCACUAACCAAAUUUUUUUCGAAGACAAAGAAUGUACCAACAAUGGGCAAGAUAAAAGAUAUCGAGGAUUUGUUUGAACCAACUGUAGAAGAAGAUAACGCCAAAAUUAAAAUUGCAAGAACUACUAAAAAGAAAGCCGUAUCCAAGAGGAAAAGAAAUCAGCUUACAAAUGAAGAAGAUCCACUAGUAUUGCCCUCGGAGAUUCCUUCCAUGGACGAGGACUAUGUUGGGUGGCUAAAUUAUCAAAAAAUUAAAUGGAAAAUCCAAGCAAGAGAUAGAAAGCGUCGAGACCAAUUAUUUGGUAAUACAAACAGCUCCCGUGAAAGAAGUGCACUAGGAAGUAUGAUUAGGAAGCAAGCUGAAUCAUAUGCGAACUCCACUUGGGAGGUCUUACAAUACAAGGAUUCCGGUGAGCCAGGGGUUUUGGAAGUAUUUGUAACAAUUAAUGGCAAAGUCCAGAACAUCACCUUCCAUAUACCAAAAACUAUUUAUAUGAAAUUCAAAUCUCAAACAAUGCCGCUACAAAAGAUUAAGAAUUGCCUUAUUGAAAAAUCUUCUGCAUCGUUACCAAAUAAUCCCAAAACGUCUAAUCCAGCAGGCGGUCAGCUAUUCAAAAUUACUCUACCGGAAUCUGUCUUUCUGGAAGAAAAGGAAAACUGCACUAGUAUCUUCAACGAUGAAAAUGUACUUGGUGUAUUUGAGGGCACUAUCACUCCUCAUCAAAGAGCGAUCAUGGAUUUGGGAGCUUCGGUAACGUUCCGCUCAAAAGCAAUGGGUGCGUUAGGCAAGGGAAUACAGCAGGGUUUUGAAAUGAAGGAUCUUUCAAUGGCGGAAAAUGAAAGGUAUCUGAGUGGAUUUUCAAUGGACAUUGGCUAUUUACUACAUUUCCCAACAUCAAUUGGGUAUGAAUUUUUUUCAUUAUUCAAGUCAUGGGGAGAUACUAUUACUAUAUUAGUUUUGAAACCAUCCAACCAGGCUCAGGAAAUAAAUGCCUCAUCAUUAGGACAAAUAUACAAACAAAUGUUUGAAAAAAAGAAAGGUAAAAUAGAAACAUAUUCUUACUUGGUUGAUAUUAAAGAAGAUAUCAAUUUUGAGUUUGUAUAUUUUACAGAUAUCUCAAAAUUGUACAGAAGACUAUCACAGGAAACUACUAAAUUAAAAGAAGAAAGAGGUCUGCAGUUUUUACUCUUGUUACAAUCUCCGUUUAUCACUAAGCUCUUAGGCACAAUCCGGCUUCUAAACCAGAUGCCCAUUGUUAAGCUUUCCUUGAAUGAAGUUCUUCUACCCCAAUUGAACUGGCAACCGACAUUAUUGAAGAAACUUGUUAACCACGUUUUAUCCAGUGGUUCGUGGAUUUCUCACUUGAUCAAGUUAUCCCAGUAUAGUAACAUUCCAAUCUGUAAUUUGAGGCUGGAUAGUAUGGAUUAUAUUAUUGAUGUUCUUUAUGCAAGAAAACUAAAAAAAGAGAACAUCGUGCUUUGGUGGAAUGAGAAAGCUCCACUUCCAGAUCAUGGAGGCAUUCAAAAUGAUUUUGAUUUAAAUACAUCAUGGAUAAUGAAUGAUUCAGAAUUUCCCAAAAUUAAUAACUCAGGUGUGUAUGACAAUGUAGUUCUCGAUGUUGGUGUUGAUAAUUUAACAGUGAACACAAUUUUGACAUCAGCAUUAAUCAAUGAUGCUGAAGGCAGUGAUCUAGUUAACAAUAAUAUGGGUAUAGAUGACAAAGAUGCCGUUAUUAACUCGCCAUCUGAAUUCGUGCACGACGCCUUUUCUAAUGACGCUUUGAAUGUUUUAAGAGGUAUGUUAAAGGAGUGGUGGGAUGAGGCCCUAAAAGAAAAUUCAACCGCAGAUUUGUUGGUAAAUUCCCUGGCAAGUUGGGUUCAAAACCCGAAUGCGAAACUAUUCGACGGAUUACUAAGAUAUCACGUUCAUAACUUAACAAAAAAAGCCUUACUUCAAUUAGUAAAUGAAUUUAGUGCACUUGGCUCAACUAUUGUAUAUGCAGACAGGAAUCAAAUUCUAAUAAAGACAAACAAGUACUCACCUGAAAACUGUUACGCCUACAGCCAAUAUAUGAUGAAGGCAGUUAGAACAAAUCCAAUGUUUAGUUAUCUGGACUUAAAUAUCAAACGUUAUUGGGAUCUGCUAAUAUGGAUGGAUAAGUUUAAUUUUAGUGGAUUAGCAUGUAUUGAAAUAGAGGAAAAGGAAAAUCAGGAUUAUACCGCUGUUUCGCAAUGGCAACUAAAGAAGUUUCUGUCACCAAUAUAUCAGCCCGAAUUUGAGGAUUGGAUGAUGAUCAUAUUGGAUAGUAUGCUAAAGACAAAGCAGAGCUAUCUAAAAUUGAAUUCAGGGACGCAAAGACCUACCCAAAUAGUUAAUGUAAAAAAACAAGAUAAGGAAGAUAGUGUUGAAAACUCGUUGAACGGAUUUUCUCACCUUUUUUCCAAACCACUAAUGAAAAGAGUCAAAAAGCUUUUUAAAAACCAGCAAGAGUUCAUUUUAGAUCCUCAGUAUGAGGCAGACUAUGUUAUUCCUGUUCUUCCUGGUUCCCAUCUGAAUGUGAAAAAUCCCCUUCUAGAACUUGUCAAAUCACUCUGCCAUGUCAUGUUACUUUCAAAGAGUACAAUUUUAGAAAUCAGGACCCUGAGAAAAGAACUGCUGAAGAUAUUUGAAUUGCGUGAGUUUGCUAAAGUAGCGGAAUUCAAAGAUCCAAGUUUGAGUCUCGUGGUGCCGGAUUUUUUAUGUGAAUACUGUUUUUUCAUUUCUGAUAUUGACUUUUGUAAGGCAGCUCCUGAAUCUAUUUUUUCAUGCGUCAGAUGUCACAAAGCCUUUAAUCAAGUAUUGUUGCAAGAACACCUGAUUCAAAAACUACGUUCUGAUAUCGAAUCCUAUUUAAUUCAAGAUUUGAGAUGCUCCAGAUGUCAUAAAGUGAAACGUGACUAUAUGAGUGCCCACUGUCCAUGUGCCGGCGCGUGGGAAGGAACUCUCCCCAGAGAAAGCAUUGUUCAAAAGUUAAAUGUGUUUAAGCAAGUAGCCAAGUAUUACGGUUUUGAUAUAUUAUUGAGUUGUAUUGCUGAUUUGACCAUAUGA